Molecule: messenger RNA, 1655 nt
Organism: Pollicipes pollicipes
Lineage: Eukaryota; Metazoa; Arthropoda; Thecostraca; Pollicipedomorpha; Pollicipedidae
Exons: 8
Coding region: 597-1655 (352 amino acids)
Source: RefSeq, a predicted model, not a curated record
CGGAGGGUGGUCACGCAUGGGGCAUAUUCACCCUCCAAAUCGGAGGGUGGUUACGCAUCGGGGUUAUACACCCUCCGAUUUGGAGGGUGGGUAGGAUGUAACCAUAGAUGCCCAGGUUAUGUGGAGCCUUGUUUAUGUCUGAAAGUUUUAAGUGAGCUCGGUUAUGAAUACAAAUUUAAAACUUCUGGAAGGGAAAUAUGUGUUUGGUAUGUGUGGUGAGACGAUAUCAGGUAGGAGCGACAAAUUCGCAUAAAAUAUGGGAAGAGGGAGGGAGUAAAAAAAUUAUGCUGGAAGGGUGUUGCUUUACAGCGAAACUCGGUAAUUUUAGCACAAUACAGUACAGUGCAGUCAUUAAACUUGUAGCGAACAAGUAGAUUCUCUUUCAAUGGUGAAUGGCACUUGCUGCCAGUACUAGAUAUGGUAGCAUACUAAAUUUUUGGCGUUCUUUUUGAGCUACAGAUACGGCUCUUACCGUCCAUUAAUAGGAGUGAAGGGCUCAUAGACCUAUUGGGUCAUAGGUUUAUGUUGCUAUGCACAGGCCAUAGAUCUGGGCAAUUAAAUAUCUACUCCUGCUUUAGUGAGGUACCUGCAAAAGGAUGGCAAGUGAUUUCUUGGCACAUCUAAAAACUUUGGAGGAACAUCAAGUGCAUGCAAGAUGCAAGGAGCUGCAGGAUGAAGUGCCCAGACAUUUGGAGUCAUGUGAUGUUGUUCUUCAAGCACAAAUCAUUGAUGCCUUUAUUCAGAAAACAAUUAUUAAGGCAUCUGAAUCAGAGGCUAAAAACAUGUUUAAAAUCCUGCUCCCACCUGCAAUAAGAGCAUGUGACAGUGCCUUUGAGGCUUUACAGGCUUGGGAUAAUGUUCAAGAAGUUUUGAAACUCAUCUGGACUCCCAUUCAUAUUUUGGGCUGCAUCUCUGCUUGCUGCCUAUGUGCACAAGACAAGGAAUGGACAUCCUCCUCUUUGAUGACUGAUCUUUUACAGUAUGCCUUCCACAGUCUCAAAGCUACUUAUUCACACUGCCAGGACAGCGUGCUGGAGUCGGUGAAUGAGCCGCUCACACAGCUGUUCCGCGCCGCCACGACCCUGCAGGCACACCUCCAUCAACUCUGCAGCUCUUUGGCCACCUCUGACGGUCUGACCGAGGACGACAUGGCCUUGCUCACCUCAGUCUGUGACGACCUGGCGGUGACCGGUCGCCUUCUGACCAGGCUGGACGCUCGCGCCAUGGCUGAGGCCUGGAAGUGCUACCUGCGCCUGCUCCAGCUACUGCCGGAGCGGCUGCCGGCCAGCGCCGACCUGCCACGGGCGCUGACCUUCAUGGCCGGCGAGGUCACUGACCGCCUGGCCGAAAUACGCCAGACGGCCGCCGACAAGGCGUCUGGCGGUGACCAGAGCCGGCCGCUGUCGAAGGCGCUCAAGAUGUGCGGCUUCUACCUGAAGCUGGCCGUCGGUCUGAGUGAGAGCUACACGGCGCAGGCGCGAGGCGCGUUCGGCGCUCUCACAGAGCUGGCGUUCACCCUCACCAGGCAGGUGCCCGACUCGACCCGUGUGUCUCAGCAGGCGCGUUCGGCGCUCUCACAGAGCUGGCGUUCACCCUCACCGGGCAGGGCCCUCUGGCUGGCACUGAAGUGCCCGGACCUCCGGCUGGCCUUUUGA